AUGUCAUCAGUACCGCUCCCGGAACCACUCUUGCGCAACAUUCUCGAGGAAGAUGAGCAGUGGUCAAGGGCGCCGAGCCUACACAACGAAGGAACAACGACUACGGCGGCCUCAGCAUCAGACACUGUCACCCCCAUAAAGUCUACUAAACACAGGGCACGACGGAGGGCAGCCACACGCUCCGCUCCCUCCAGGACACGUACCGUAGGGCUCUCCAAGAAGGCCUCCGUAGACUCACUCGGCGACCUUGGGAAGGUGCUCUAUGUCGAGUCGGCGUGCUGCCCGCAGAACAUCUUUUUCACCGGCCUCCAACCUCUGCCGCCCAUGACGUCCAGGGGCGUGGACAACCAGCUCGUCCAGACAGUCCGCGGAGUAGGCGAGCGCAGGCUCGAUCCUCAUUAA
Molecule: messenger RNA, 402 nt
Organism: Laetiporus sulphureus 93-53
Lineage: Eukaryota; Fungi; Basidiomycota; Agaricomycetes; Polyporales; Laetiporaceae
Exons: 3
Coding region: 1-402 (133 amino acids)
Source: RefSeq, a predicted model, not a curated record